GCGCACGUAAGCACGUACGCAGACGCAACGUUGUUUCCGACCAUGGCGGAAUGUGUCGGACUGAUCAGCAGCACUAGUGGACACACCAUGGAUAAAAGCAUUACUCUACCGCCAGACGAGAUAUUCCGCAAUUUGGAAAACGCAAAGCGGUUCGCCAUAGACAUAGGGGGAUCUCUCACUAAGCUUGCCUACUACUCAACUGUACAACACAAGGUGGCCAAAGUCCGAUCUUUCGACCACACUACAAAGGAGGCUACCAGUGACGAACUCUAUGAAAUAUCCGUGCAGGAAGAAGUCACUGCACGUCUGCACUUUAUCAAGUUUGAAAAUGCUUACAUUGAGACAUGCUUGGACUUCAUCAAAGACCACCUGGUCAACACGGGCACCAAAGUUAUCAAAGCCACAGGUGGAGGGGCACACAAGUUUAAAGAGCUCAUUGAGAGGAAACUGGGACUCAAAGUGGACAAAGAGGAUGAGAUGACCUGCCUCAUCAAGGGCUGUAACUUUGUGCUGAGGAACAUACCCCACGAGGCUUUUGUGUACGCCAAGCACGCUGACUCAGAGUUCCGCUUUCACACGACUCAACCUGACAUCUUCCCUUACCUGCUCGUAAACAUCGGCUCCGGGGUGUCCAUAGUCAAGGUUGAAUCAGAGGACAAAUUUGAGCGAAUAGGAGGAAGCUCAAUAGGCGGAGGGACGUUCUGGGGCCUUGGAGCCUUGCUCACCAAAACAAAGAGAUUCGACGAGUUGCUACAGUUGGCCUCAAAAGGGCAGCACACAAACGUCGACAUGCUCGUCAAAGACAUCUACGGAGGAUCUUAUGGCUCUUUGGGCUUGACUGGAGAUCUCAUUGCGAGCAGUUUUGGAAAGUCUGCUACUGCUGACAAAGAGUUCUCUAAAGAAGACAUGGCCAAGAGCUUACUCCACAUGAUCAGCAACGACAUCGGGCAGCUGGCCUGUCUGUACGCCAAACUCCACAACCUGUCCCGAGUGUACUUUGGAGGCUUCUUCAUCAGAGGACACCCUGUCACCAUGCACACAAUCACCUACAGCAUCAACUUCUUCACCAAGGGUGAAGUUCAGGCCUUGUUCCUGAGACAUGAAGGCUAUCUCGGAGCCAUUGGAGCAUUUCUUAAAGGAGCAGAGGAGGACAAUCCAAACCAGUACAGUUGGGGUGAGAAUUAUGCGGGAAGCUCGGGCCUGAUGAGCGUUUCUCCGGAUAUGAAUCCCAUGCAACGAGCACGUAGUGGAACGUUUCCCUUUGACAUGUUGGAGAUGGACCGCCUGGAGAGGAAGCUGGUGAAUCUGCCUCUGCUGCAGGACGCUUCAUCGUACAUCCCCGACACCGUGGACCUCACAGAGGACGCUCUGGCCCGCGAAUACUGGCUCUACUGCUUCGAAGACGCCCUAGACGGGGUGGUCAAGAGAGCUCUAGCGAGCCAGCCUGACAUGCCGGAGGCAGCCGAGCGAGCCGAGAAGUUCCGCCAGAAAUACAGACACAAGCUGCAGACCCUCCGCCACCAGCCUUUUGCUUAUGGAUCCCUCACUGUCAGAAGUCUGUUAGACACGAGGGAACACUGUUUAAACGAGUUCAACUUUCCCGAUCCCUACUCUAAGAUUAAACAGAGGGAGAAUGACUUGGCUCUCAAGUACUACCAGAAGGCAGUGACGUCCCUGGAGCAGUUGAGCUGGGAGGAGAGACAGUUUGCCCUGGUCAGGGGCGUCCUGGCUGGGAAUGUCUUCGACUGGGGAGCCAAGGCCGUGUCGGACGUCCUCGAAUCUGAUCCUGAGUUUGGGUUUGAGCAGGCUAAACAACAGCUGGAAGAGCGACCAUGGCUGGUUGAUUCCUAUGACCAGUGGUUUGAGAGACUAAAGGGUCCUCCUCAUAAGUGUGCCUUGUUUUUCGUAGAUAAUAGUGGAGUAGACAUCAUUCUAGGCGUGAUGCCUUUUGUCAGAGAGCUUCUCUCUCGAGGAACGGAGGUUGUGUUGGCCAGCAACUCUAGUCCGGCUUUAAAUGACGUAACGAACGGUGAAUUGCAGAUAUUGACUGAAAGCAUCGCUGCUAUGGAUCCGGUGAUUCAGGCUGCUCUGAGCGAGGACAGGCUGACGUUGGUCCAGAGUGGUUCCAGUUCACCCUGCCUGGAUCUGAGCCGUCUGGACAAAGUGCUGGCGAUGGUGGUGCGGGAGCGAAAGACCGACCUGGUGAUCAUCGAGGGAAUGGGCCGAGCCAUUCACACCAACUACUACGCCAUGCUCAGCUGCGAGAGCCUCAAGAUGGCCGUCAUCAAGAACUCGUGGCUGGCCGACCGCCUGGGAGGAAAGCUGUUCAGCGUGGUCUUCAAGUACGAGGUGCCGGCCGCCGGCCACGACUCCCCGGCGCUGACGCCCUCGUGAGCGCGUCGGAGUUUUGCGUCGGAGCGGGACAGAACGCAGAAGUCGAGCAACCAGAACGGAUAAGCUCUGAAUGUAAGGACGAUGGUCGUAUACUGCCACUAAGCGAACGACUGAUUGCAAAGCUGAUUGCAAAAUAGAGGCGAGUUUUAAAGGCGAUCACUGACAGGGAGGUUUUAAAUUUCACUUUAAAACACGGUUGAUUUUAGCGCUGGUUUCAUCAAUAUGAUUGCUUUCUUGCAGGUCCGACAUCCUGCACCAUCACUUAGUCUGCUACCAUCAUUACUGCCUAUUGAUCUCACGCAGCAUCACAGCAGAGUGUGUUUUCAUGGGAAGAUAUCACUGGCUGUAAACUUUAACAGACUGUUAUGACGGGUGAGAUCUUCAGCUCGUAGAAAAAUCAAUGAAAAACAUAAUUUUUGCAUCAGUCUUUGACAUGCUGCCAACACACAACGCUGUGCACCCAUAUGGGCAAAUGUGAUUCUAUGGCUGAGAGAGAGAGAGCGCCGCAGGAGUAAUAGCAGUUUUCAGCGGUAACACUUUUUACAUAAAGCGUAUUUAAUGUGCCUUGAGGCCAAUGUGAUGAAAGCGUCAUUCACUCCGAUAGUUUUUAAUUCCCGCAAAAUACCACACAAACAUUUAGUUUCCCAGCAAUCUCACUCCAUAGACUAGAGAGAAUCUGUUUUAUUUUUUAUUAUCAUUACUGCCAGGGAAUGAAUUAAGCUUAAGAAAUGAAUCAUUAUCACUGUCACAUGUGUAGCUGUUGAGGUGGCAUCAGGGAAAAUCAGUGGGAGAAGCAGCACUUUGUCACUAAGAGAUUUGGUCGCGUUCCUCCACAAGGUGGCAGUAUUCUACUGUCACAAGAUUUUUUUUAUUAAUUAUUAUUAUUAUUAUGAUUUCUCCAAGGUGCUUGGUGUCAAAAAUUAACACUGCAUAUUUCAGGUUAAAUAUUCUAACUGUCUCCAUGGAUCGACUGUAAUUAACUGGCAUGUAUAAGCCGUAAUCCAUCCCUAAAAAAAAAAAAAAAAAAAAAAUGCAAUCGUUUGAAGGCAAUAAGACCGCAGCACCUGGUUGUAACAAACAUCAGACACUGUGUGAUUGUGAAGCGGCUGACUGUGUUGGUGACUAAAUCUCUGAUUUGAAGGCAGGAUGUGAUUUUAAAAGCCUCGCCUUGGUGUGAAAAUGUUUCCCAAAGUUACACUUACACUUGACAUGUGGACUCACAUUGCAAUAUUGUAUUUGUCACAUGUACAUAUACAGUAUGUGAUAUAUGAAGUGUGUGUGCGUGUGUAUAUAUAUACAUAAAUAUAUAUAUAUAUAUAUAUAAUAUUCAUUUGCAUCACUUCAGUUAAGCACUCCAAGCACAAUUGUGUGUAUUCUCCUGACAAUCGACUUUAAUUAAAUGGUGAAAACCUUUUAUUUUA
This is a messenger RNA of Sebastes umbrosus (honeycomb rockfish), 3815 nucleotides long. RefSeq names its product pantothenate kinase 4 (inactive) (gene pank4). The record is from RefSeq and is a predicted model, not a curated record. NCBI's taxonomy places the organism in Eukaryota, Metazoa, Chordata, Actinopteri, Perciformes, Sebastidae. Gene Ontology annotation, cellular component: cytosol; nucleus. Gene Ontology annotation, molecular function: pantothenate kinase activity; ATP binding. The coding region runs from base 43 to 2394 and encodes 783 amino acids. The transcript is spliced from 20 exons. Gene Ontology annotation, biological process: coenzyme A biosynthetic process.